Nerophis ophidion (straightnose pipefish) is the source of this 3270-nucleotide messenger RNA. RefSeq names its product RAB28, member RAS oncogene family (gene rab28). The transcript is spliced from 8 exons. NCBI's taxonomy places the organism in Eukaryota, Metazoa, Chordata, Actinopteri, Syngnathiformes, Syngnathidae. The record is from RefSeq and is a predicted model, not a curated record. Bases 275 to 943 code for a protein of 222 amino acids. Gene Ontology annotation, cellular component: Golgi apparatus; endosome. Gene Ontology annotation, molecular function: GTPase activity; GTP binding.
AUAUUUAGAGACACAGCUUUCCUCAUGAAGGCUCUUAUGUGUGUUUUAGAAUUAUAUUAUUUCCCGCUUACGACACGUAACAUUGUAAAAGACGGCAUUAGUGUUUAUUGGACCGAACAACACAUGGGUGGAGUUGGUACAUUCCAAAUGGCGCCCGCUUGCUUAUUCGACGCUCUGCUAAUCCAUCUGUGAUUAUUAGCCGGCGAGUUCGGCAUUAAUCCUCCGCUUUUCGCUCGGAGAGAAGGGGUCUGGGGCGGACACACGCAGCGGUGUCAUGUCGGACUCGGAGGAGGAGAGCCAGGACCGACAACUGAAGAUUGUAGUCAUCGGCGACGGCGCUUGCGGAAAGACGUCACUCGCCACCAGGUUCGCUCAGGAGGCCUUUGGGAAGCAGUACAAACAAACCAUCGGCCUGGAUUUCUUCCUGAAGAGAAUAAGCCUUCCAGGCAAUCUGAACGUGACCCUGCAAGUGUGGGACAUUGGAGGACAGACAUUAGGAGGGAAAAUGCUGGAUAAAUACCUGUACGGAGCUAACGGGGUUCUCCUGGUGUACGACAUCACCAACUACCAGAGCUUUGAGAAUCUGGAGGACUGGUUCAGCAUGGUCAAGAAGGCCAACGAGGAAUCUGACGUCCAACCCGUCAUCUCGCUGGUAGGAAACAAAAUCGACCUGGAGCACAUGAGGACGGUGAAGGCCGACAAACACCAGCGCUUUUGCCAAGAGAACGGCCUCGUCAGUCAGUUUGUGUCCGCCAAGACCGGAGACUCGGUGUAUCUUUGUUUCCAGAAGGUUGCUGCCGAGAUUCUGGGCGUGAAGCUCAACAAAGCUGAAAUAGAACAGUCCCAGAGGAUUGUGAAGGCCGAGCUGGUCAACUACCCUCAGGAUGAAGGCCUCAUUAGACAAGACAACUGCCAGCAAAGCAAAAUAUGUUUGCUUCAAUAGCUGGAACGUGUGGUCAAGGCGGACAUCGUAAACUACAGUCAAGACACGGUGGCCCGGACGGUCAACACCCCUCGCAGUUCCAUGUGUGCGGUGCAGUGAGUCCACACAAUAAAAGCCCACCGAGAUGCCAUCUUGUCUGUCGAUCAGCCAGUAAGUCAGUAUUGCUUCUUCUUGCCGGCUGUGCCACCUGUACUCGUGUGUUCUUGCUCCUACGGCUGUGGCGAAGGACGGACACCCUUAAAUUUUUCGUAAUCGAUCUGUACAUCAUGACGUGAGUACAUUUUUCUUUGGUAUCCUUCUCUGUCACGAUCCCAGCGGAGAAAAGAGAAACCCAAUGACAUGUUUGCAUGUGAUGUCCUAAAUUAAUGUUCCACAGAUGAAUAUUGUGCAUAAUCUGUAAACUAGAUUACCAAUUUCAACCCAUCAUUUUUAAUUACAAGUAUUGCUUCUCUUUAGAUCGCUAAACCCUCCAUCAUUUCGGGUUUCCAUGUCUCCCGUCCAAAAGCAGAACCUAGUAACUCACUUCUAGAGAUACCCUUGAGAUACUAGGUUUUUCUGUUGUAUCUACGCGGCUAUGUGGUAGUUGCUAGGUCCUGCCAUGCGCCUAACACCUUACUUACGGAACAAAUUACAAUAUCACAUACACUGAUGUAAAGCAUAUCACCUAGUAACUCCAAAAUUAUUAUUAGCUCAGUUUUGAACAAAAUUGAGUUACUGGGUUUUGCCUUUGGACGGGAGAUGUGUGUGCUGUAAGCAAAAAGUGACAAUUGUCAGUAGAUUUUAUACUGUAUGUACAGUAAAGGUUGAUUUAAAGGGGAACAUAAUCACAGUUUCUGAAGGGUUAAAACCAAUAAAAAUCAGUUCACAGUAGCUUAUUUUAUUUUUCAAAGUUUUUCCUCAAAAAUUUACCCAUCACGCAAUAUCCCGAAAAACGGCUUCAAGGUCCCUGAUUUUAACCGUCGUUAUAUCCACUCGUCUAUUGUCAUGUGACGUCACUGCGUGAAGCCACCAGAAACAAACAUGUUGGAUAGCAUAGUAGCUCAGAUUCAGACUCGGAUUUCAGCGGCGCAAGCGAUUCAACAGAUUACGCAUGUAUUGAAACGGAUGGUUGGAGUGUGGAGGCAGAUAGCGAAAACGAAAUUGAAGAAGAAACUGAAGCUAUUGAGCCAUAUCACGACAGACAGUGGCACGAGAGGAAGCGAGGACGAAUUCCGCGAUCGCCCUCUAACCAACGAUUGGUAUGUGUUUGUUUGGCAUUAAAUGGGCUUGGAGGGAAAGGCUGGAUGCAAAUAUAGCUACAAAUGAUGCAAUAUGUACAUACAGCUAGCCUAAAUAGCAUGUUAGCAUCGGCGUGGCGCAGUGGAAGAGUGGCCGUGCGCAGCCCGAGGGUCCCUGGUUCAAUUCCCACCUAGUACCAACCUCGUCACGUCCGUUGUGUCCUGAGCAAGACACUUCACCCUUGCUCCUGAUGGGUGCUGGUUGGCGCCUUGCAUGGCAGCUCCCUCCAUCAGUGUGUGAAUGUGUGUGUGAAUGGGUAAAUGUGGAAGUAGUGUCAAAGCGCUUUGAGUACCUUGAAGGUAGAAAAGCGCUAUACAAGUACAACCCAUUAGCUUGCAGUCAUGCCGUGAUCAAAUAUGUCUGAUUAGCACACUCCACAUAAGUCAAUAACAUCAACAAAACUCACCUUUGUGAUUUCGUUGACUUUAUGGUUGGAAAUGCAUCUGCUUUGAGUGUCGCAGCAUAUCCACACAUUCUUGCCAUCUCUGUCGUAGCAUAGCUGUCGUCGGUAAAGUGUGCGGAGCGAACGAGGGACUUUCGCAUCUUUUGACCACUGUUGCAACUUGAAUCCGUCCCUGUUCGUGUUGUUACUACCUCCGACAACACACCGACGAGGCAUGAUGUCUUCAACGUAUGGAAAACAGUCGAAAAAACGGAAAAUAACAGAGCUGAUUUGACUUGGUUUGUGUAAUGUGUUUGAGAAAAUGGCGGAUUGCUUCACGUUGUGACGUCACGGGUGAAAGGUCAUUGCUCCGACAGCGAACAAUUGAAAGGCGUUUCAAUCGCCAAAUUCACCCUUUUAAAGAUCGGAAAUUGGUUAAAAAAACAUAUGGUCUUUUUUCUGCAACAUCAAGGUAUAUAUUGACGCUUACAUAGGUCUGGCGAUAAUGUUCCCCUUUAAAACAUCCAUAUCCCACCACAAUACUAAGAAUCAUCAACAUACACUCUCAAUCCAUUCUGUGUAAAUACAAGUAUGAUGACCUGAUCACAGUAUGUACAGUUGAGUUGGUUUCUGUUUUUAAAUAAAAGCUUUAUGUUGAAUAUGACAA